Histoplasma capsulatum G186AR is the source of this 1309-nucleotide messenger RNA. RefSeq lists its product as uncharacterized. Bases 20 to 1309 code for a protein of 429 amino acids. The transcript has a single exon. NCBI's taxonomy places the organism in Eukaryota, Fungi, Ascomycota, Eurotiomycetes, Onygenales, Ajellomycetaceae. The record is from RefSeq and is a predicted model, not a curated record.
UUGAAUUUCAUAUUUUCCUAUGGCGAUUCUCCCGCAAACACCGCUGGAAACCCCGGUUGUACAAUAUGGAAUGGAGCCUCUGCAAGUUCCAAGUUCAUCAAGCAACACCGCUAGAAAGCGUAUGCUGGUAUCUCAGAGGUUCUUAUCAUCAUCCUUUUCGUUAACCGACUCCUCUAACAUAGAAACCGGUCCUCCUCUCGCCCAAUCUACCGAAGCACGUUUCCGACUCCGGAGAGGAUUUCUAUCCUUACCAAUCGAAUUGCGAUACGAGAUUUAUUCGUUCUUACUCGUAGUGGACCCAAGCAUGGAUGCCUCCGAUGAUCUAAACAAGCCUCUGGACAAAGUGCUAUGUCUUCAGAUUCUGCAGCUUAAUAGACAGAUUCGUGAGGAAGCAUUACAUGUAGUGCUGCACAAGAACGUGUGGAUUCACUUCCAGAUAGGACCUAUCACCGUAUCGCAAUAUGAUAGCUAUCAUAUAUACCAGCUUGGGGAUAACAGACGUUAUUCCCAGCCGAAUAUUUCCGUCAAUGGGUUUUUGGCCGAAAGAGUGAGGCAAAGACUUGUCGCAGACGUGAAAAUUACCCAGAGGUCGGAAUUAGUGGAGGAGCGGAUGUGGGAUGCAGGGGAGAGAGCUGAAGUCCGUAAAGAUAUCCUCUUUGCAUACAAUGAGGGUCGCUAUAACCAUCUGUGCCAUCUAAUCCGGAGAUUCGGAUCUCGCGCCAUCAAGUGUCUUAACAUUUCUGUCCGUUUCCCGGAGCAUAAGUUCUGGAGACCGCGGAGCUCGAACAUGCGACUAGGGCUCGUAGAAUUAUUGCUUCGGACCAAGAACACCCUUUCGUUCACAAUCCAUGGAGCUGCAGAGUUACAGGAUAGCUUUAAAAUUGCAGCAGAUGAAUGGCGGUCAUACUCGCAGAAUGUUUGUGCUUCAAAACAAUUCAACGACGAACUAGAGGAAAUUAUAUCAGAGUCUGCAAUUGAGUUAAACCGAGGCCUUUACAACGGCGUCAGAUGUCGUCUCAGUUACGUUGAUGACAUUCGAGCUAUCCAUUCCCAGAUAGUUGUGGAAAAUGAUCCCGAUGAAGAGGCUCGCAAGGAGGCUCUGGAGAGGGAUGUGUUCGUCAUCCAGGUACUCUCCAUUGCACUAGACGAGAAACAUCAGCCAAAUAGCGCGGCCAACUUUGUUAGGAAGCUCGAUUUAAUGUGCGAAACAAUGUGGUUCCGUGAGGGAGAUCGCGCAGGUCUUCUAGACUAUGCUUGCGCAUUCCUAAAGCGAGACGCUCUCGAUCUACCUGGCAUUGAUGUCCCAUGA